CUGCGGUACAAGCUUGACUUGAGUCUGAUGGUCGAGGACGACGAUGAGUUUUACGACGACGACUCUGACUAGGGUGCAUAAGCAUAGUCUGUAUACAAGUUAUCAAGGCCUCACCACCACAGUGCAUCGUAUAUCCAUCGUGUAUAAGCCCUCAUCUCGGUAUUCAUUUCCCCGGCUCCGCUGAUCUGCUUCAUCAAGUAUCCACCAGUUCAACGUCGACAGAUUCCUUUCAUCUCUGUAGCUAUCACGCAUUGAUACAGCCAUGUCACCUCGCAAGUACGCAGACCUCAUCACAGUCAUCCGCAAUGAAGGCGACUUUGCCUCCUACGCGGUCGCUGCAAGGGUAUGCUUCCGCUAGCUUCACCAAUACAGCACAUGAACUCACAGAACAGGACUUUCACGCAGGCGAACGUAUCGUGACAUUGGAAGGCACUACACCGGCCAAAAAGGCGUAUACUUCCGUUCAGCGUGGUCGAGAGGAGCACUUUGAGCUCAAUAGUGAUUUUGUCUUUAUGAACCACAGCUGUGACCCAAACUGCAUUCUCAAUGUUGAGAACGCGGAGGCCAUGUUCUUCGAGGCACGUCGAGAUAUUGUAAAAGGCGAAGCACUGGGCUUCUUCUAUCCAAGUACAGAGUAUGACAUGGGCCAACCUUUUGCAUGUGGAUGCAAGGCCAAGAAUUGUGUAGGACAGAUCUCUGGCGCUAAAGCAUUGUCUCUGGAAGAACUUCGCAAGCAUGGCUACAUCAACAAGCAUAUUGUCGAGAUGAAGGACGCAGAAAAGGCAUGAAUGAUGAUAGCCUCUCAAGAAUAGACUAGACAGAAGCAUCCUUUGAAACGAUAUCAUCCCCUACUGCAGCUGCUUCAGACUCCCCAUUCUUUUUGCUGAGGAUCUUGAUGGCCGCUGGAAGGGUCUCACCAGUCGCACGCGCAUAAAUCGUUUCCUUUUCCUUGCGAGCCAACAUCAUCUGCAGGGUCACUCUGCUCUUCCACAAAGGUAGC
Molecule: messenger RNA, 1000 nt
Organism: Protomyces lactucae-debilis
Lineage: Eukaryota; Fungi; Ascomycota; Taphrinomycetes; Taphrinales; Protomycetaceae
Exons: 2
Coding region: 306-788 (160 amino acids)
Molecular function (GO): protein binding
Source: RefSeq, a predicted model, not a curated record